AUGGAUAAGUAUAAAAGAAUAAAAAUGAUUGGAAAGGGCAACUUUGGCGAUGUUUGGCUGGUUGAAGACAAUAAAGGAUAGAAAUUUGCCCUCAAGUUAAUCGAUUUGUAAUUUUAGAGUGUUGACCCAACAAAUGAAGUUACUUUGUUGAAGGUCCUCAAACAUCCAAAUAUUAUAAAAUACUAUGGCUCAUUUAUACAAAAUGAUUAAUUAUGCAUUUUAAUGGAGUUUGCAGAAAAUUAUGAUCUGUAAAUAUACACAAAAAAUAACCCAGCAAACAUAUUAAAUUGGUUUACAUAAUUGUGUUAAGCAGUAUAAUACUUGCAUUCUAUGAAUAUUGUUCAUAAGGAUAUUAAAAUGAAAAAUGUGUUUUUGACCAAAGAUGGCAUAAUCAAAUUGGGAGAUUUUAGCAUUUCUAAAAAUUUAGAUGCCUCAUUGAAUCUAGCAUAAUUAGGUACUCCUUACUAUUUGUCACCUGAGAUUUGUGAGUCUAAACCAUCCAAUACUAAAAGUGAUAUUUGGGGUUUGGGAUGUUUACUCUACGAAUUGUGCUCGAAACAAAAGCCAUUUCAAGGUGAAUCGUUGCCCGAAGUUUUCAAAAAUAUCAUAACAAGUGAGACUCCCAAGCUCCCUGAAGGAUUCCCUACAGUUUAUCAGGAUAUAAUAAAUUAAUGCUUACAAAAGAACCCAUAAGAGAGACCAGAAAUUUCAUUAAUCUUAGAGAUUCCAGAAAUAAAGAAGGAGAGAAUAAAAUUCUCAUAGUUAUAUAAAUAGAGAUUGAUAGGAAUGCUCAAAUAAAUCGAUAAUACAUAAUCUGAACAAGUUUAGACCAAUAUAAAGUAAAUGUAAAAGCCUAUCUUCACUCCAUAAAAUAAAUCAUAAUCUUUAUUAUUUUAAAAGCUAUUUUCAGAACAAAUACAAUCAAACAUUAAGAAACCAAUGACGAAGAAAAUAAUUUCUAUUGAUACUGAUUUAAUAGAAAAAGAAGGAUAACAAUAAUAAUAAAAUGAAACACCAACAUAAUUUGCUAAAUAAUUAUUCAACCCAAAAACCCCUACCUCUCCAAACAGAAAUUUAUUAUUAGCAGAUUUUUUGAAGAAAAAAUUAGGUGAAUAGAAGUUUCAAGAUGUUCGUUAGAUUCUUGAAGAGUCAUAGAACCCUAUAUAACUAUUAGAUCAAAAGGAAAUAAUGGUAAAUUUGAUGGGUGAAGAAAAUCUUGAAUGUGUUAAGAUAUUUAAAAUACUAAUCAGUAAUUGUACUACAUUGCCUAGUAAUCAUUUUCGAUAGAUGAAUAACUAUUAAUUUUUAAGAGAUAAGGUUGGUUCAUAGCCAGAUUUAGAUUAGGAUAUAAAAACAUAUAAUUUUUGA
Messenger RNA from Paramecium tetraurelia, 1368 nucleotides. RefSeq lists its product as uncharacterized. Gene Ontology annotation, biological process: protein phosphorylation. The transcript has 6 exons. NCBI's taxonomy places the organism in Eukaryota, Ciliophora, Oligohymenophorea, Peniculida, Parameciidae. The record is from RefSeq and is a predicted model, not a curated record. Gene Ontology annotation, molecular function: protein kinase activity; ATP binding.